Molecule: messenger RNA, 1506 nt
Organism: Entamoeba invadens IP1
Lineage: Eukaryota; Evosea; Mastigamoebida; Endamoebidae
Exons: 1
Coding region: 1-1506 (501 amino acids)
Molecular function (GO): guanyl-nucleotide exchange factor activity
Source: RefSeq, a predicted model, not a curated record
AUGGAUUUCUUAGAUCCAGCAUCCCCCAAACCGAAAAAGAACAUCACAACACUUCCCGACAAAACAACAUUAGACGUCAAAUGUAAAGACAUAAUCGAACAUUGGGGAGUCAUUUGGGACAACUUUGAACGGAUUUUAUCGACUCGAAAGGACUCUCCAUUACUCACUGUUCCCUGGAAAUAUAACGAUCAAAAUUUUCAGUUAUCCCAUCCGAGUUCCCACGUCGCCUCUUUUAAUAUCAAAUUAUUUCCCGAUUACUUUAAUAAACAAUUGCACAUUGUUUAUAACAAUCCUGUGUUACCUAUUAAACAUUCCCAAGUCCUAGUAGAGAAAUAUUGUAUGAACCAAUACCUCCACUUGAUACCCAUUAAAUCACAAUACACCUUAAUUGAUACCAAGUCGAGGUCUUCGAAACUUCCCGGCUAUUAUAUCUUCAAUUAUGGGACUUUUAAAAGUGAAAGAGUGAUGUAUGAUGAUAUAGUAGUUACUGUCCAUGUUCCUUGUAUGGUCAAAUUCUCGGGAAUUACUUACCCCAUUUUGUCAAUGUCUUUUGCGUUUGUGAUUCCUUCGGACUUAGACGUGACGACUAACACAUUUUUGUGGGACGUCUUUUUGGACUCACUCAAUUUGAUCUUCUUUGAAUUCCAAGUCACUCACUUCGAAGAAAAAGGAAAGAACAAAGAAAGCUAUCAAUUACUCGCCAAAAAGCUCUCGGAUGUAAUAAACAAAUUUGACGAGUAUAUGUUGGCGAUGACCACCGCAAUUAAAAAGAAGGAAAUCAACGAAAUUUGGACCAACAAAAAAUACGUCCAAAAAAUCAUUGAAAAUCACUUGGUCUCCACUUACACACUAAUCGUCUCAGAUAACUUGCCUGACGCUUAUUUCGCUUAUAACAUCUGCUCUUCAUUGGACGCACCAGACUUAUUUAAUCAACCACUGACCUCCCCUAUCACUCCUAAAAUACUUAACGUCCCAAACCCUUUCUUUAGAACUAUGUGUUUGACAUCUUUCUCAGGAGAGUACUUCUUUAGUCUCCCUUUUCCGUAUUGCGUCAUAUCGACGGCAGAACAAAGUGUCUCAAGAAUAUCAGCACAAAGCACCUUCCUCUACUUCAUCAAGAGAACUAACUACUUGCUCCUCUUCGCUUCGAAGAAACUCGGGGUCACCGGGUUUGUCCCUUCUAUACAGUUGAAGGAAGAAUUGGUCAACCCUAAUGAGUCUAAUUUGUUAACCCCUUACAGUCAUAUCUUCGAGGUCGUUGACCACAACAUCUUGGAAUUGUUUUUGUUCAAAAUAUGCGACUUGUUGGUACUCAAAGCUAGGACCAUCGUCGGAAUGAUCACACAGAAGGAAAUAGUCCAAAGGAAGAUCGAGAAUAGUAAGACUAAAGAAAUCAAAAAUAUGAUCCAGACAGACGACGAAGGAAUAAAGAUCAUCCUCGGACUCUGGAAAUUCACAGACCCUAUUGCAGUAGCUAUGGUAACACAGAACGUCGAGGAGAAGUAA